AUGACGAGCAGUGAUGAGCACUAUAUUACUGCCUUCAACGGCUUCAAAGCAUUGAGACUUCCUUACCAAGUAAGUGAAGACCGUGAGGAUCACCGAUCCUUUUCUAUGUGUUUGCUUCUUCCAGAUGCAAUUGAUGGGCUACCAGCUCUGGAGCAUAGGGUUUGUUCAGAGACAGGGUUUAUGGAUGCUCAUCUUAGUUCAUGGGAAAGUGUUGAAGUUGCCAUAAUUGAAGUGAAUGAAAAAGACACGACUGCUGCAGCUGCUACAGUUGAUGAUGGUAUGGCUUUUGCUUUGUUUGAAGAUUGUGUGAUUAAAAAGAAAGAAGACUUUGUGGCGGAUUACCCAUUCAUGUUUCUGAUAAAGGAAGAUAGGACCGGAACAGUGCUGUUCAUGGGACAUGUGCUCUAUCCUCUUGAUGACUGA
This is a messenger RNA of Fragaria vesca subsp. vesca, 423 nucleotides long. RefSeq names its product serpin-ZX-like. Lineage: Eukaryota; Viridiplantae; Streptophyta; Magnoliopsida; Rosales; Rosaceae. The record is from RefSeq and is a predicted model, not a curated record. The coding region runs from base 1 to 423 and encodes 140 amino acids. The transcript is spliced from 2 exons.